Penicillium samsonianum is the source of this 799-nucleotide messenger RNA. RefSeq names its product aegerolysin family protein. The record is from RefSeq and is a predicted model, not a curated record. The transcript is spliced from 2 exons. The coding region runs from base 220 to 633 and encodes 137 amino acids. Gene Ontology annotation, biological process: symbiont-mediated hemolysis of host erythrocyte. Lineage: Eukaryota; Fungi; Ascomycota; Eurotiomycetes; Eurotiales; Aspergillaceae.
CAAUGGUGCCCGCAGGUGUCGGCGGUCGUACCACUCGUGGACAACCUGUCGACGAAUGUAGAAUGAAUUACAUCACCACAAGCAUUCCCCGCAUUCUGGGGUAAUAUAUAAACUAUUUAAAGAGUUGACAUUUCUGAAUUGCAUUCCAGGAGUUUCAAUUCUACAUACAAUUAUACAUACAAUUAUUCAAUUAUCGCAAUUACUUCACAGAUUUCCACUAUGGACAAUAUGGACAAGUACAAUUCUCAGUGGGUCUCGUUCCACAUUCGGGACCACAUCAAAGAUGGGGAGAUCCUAGUGCAGAACACUGUCAUUGAAGGCGGCGAGUUUGCCGACCCCAACGACCGCCGCAAGUCGCUCACUGAAGAGGAGAUCGACGAGAUCAAGAUCUCCCCUGAUGGCGUUGGCGAGAUCGGUGCUAGCAGCCGUCGCGGUAGUGAGGGCCGCCUGGACUUAUUUCAUGACAAUGACAAGAUUUGCGAGCUCCACUGGGAAAACCGUGGUGGAGAGUACGCCAACUUGGUUGAGGUGUUGGACAAGAGCGACAAGUACACCAUCCAGCAUGGAGGAUGGAGUGCUGAGGCUGGUCCCUUGGGACAUGUCUUUGUCGACGUCGAGGAGAAGAAGAGAUAAUUGCGCUCCACAGGCUGCACCAACUCCCUACUUGGGCGUUGGAGAGCGAAAAGCGUUGCGGUCCGUGGAGCAUAAGUGGCAAUAUUUGGCGGGGAAAGUUGGAUGUAUUCUCAAUACCGUAAACAAACCCAAAAAUACCAAAAACAAUGCAAAAUUUCGAAAAUCA